Molecule: messenger RNA, 678 nt
Organism: Ostertagia ostertagi
Lineage: Eukaryota; Metazoa; Nematoda; Chromadorea; Rhabditida; Trichostrongylidae
Source: the annotation of a GenBank genome assembly
CUAGCUGUUAUCCUAUUCCUUCUCGUUAGCGUGGUCUCAGCGAUCACAAUAGCAGGACCUGAACUUGUACUAAGGAAGUUGUGGUUGCACACAGCACCCGAAGCACUCGACAGUGCAGAGACAUACCUUGAAGCACUGGAGCUGUGCAUACAUAGUGUCGGCAUCGCAAUUUGGGGUGUAAUGUCAGCAGCUUCACUGCGUGGGAAAAGAGGAGGCAGCUAUGGAAUUGCUAUCGCCAUGGUGAUGAACAAUAUAAUCAUUGGUUUAUUCAGUCUUUUCCUAACAGCCAGCAUCGAAGGUUAUAUAUACAGCACUAGGACCACUUAUUACUAUUCAUUCCACGAAUCAGACUUGGAGUUCUAUUUUGGUGCAUUGAGUGACGUUAUCAGGAGCACUGGAUAUUCUUAUCUAUGGGUGGUCUUCUACAAUAUCCCGACUACACUCGCAACAAUGACUAGAUUCUUUCCACCUGUGGUGAUGCUGACUGCAAUUUUUCGUGAAAAGUCUCCCAACUUUGAAUCGAGUUCGAGUUCGAAUCGGAUCGUUAUACGAUCCGUUAUUUGCCAGAUUUCGGCCGAUACUGAGCAGCACUUCAACUUCAAUUCGACUGAUGGUGAGAGGAAAAAACGAAAAGACCAUCAGGGAAAAGUAAAGGUCGGAACUCAUGGCCAAAUAGCG